AUCAUGCUAGCCAAAGAGAAGGAGCAGCCAAAAAGCAUUCUCCUCAAAAUCUUCACUGAGAACAUCAAGAACUGUGCCUGUUCCGUAACUAUAACAGUGACAAAUUCCGACACGGCAAAUGACACUAUCAACAUGUUACUAACAAUGCUGGGAAUAACCGGCUCUGAGAAAGACUUCCAGCUGUGGGUGAGUUCUGGCAAGGAAAAACUUCCACUAACUGGACAUGAACAUCCCUAUGGAAUUAAAAUGAGCCAUCUUCCAUCUACUAAACUGCUGCCAAAGGAAGCAGAGGACUCCGUCUCUCCUUCCCCUACUCAGGAGUCCCUCCUUCUGGAGCAGAAGAUCACAGACAUGCAAAUCCAUUUCAUACUGAAGCCCAGGCACCCAGCCCAGAACAAGCAAGGGAGAGAUUCAGGCCAGAAGACCAUGAAAAGCACUGUUUUCAGAGACUGGGCCUUUUGGUGGCGCGCUGGCACUUGCCAGAAAAACCACUGCAGAGUUGCACCAUCUGCAAAACCACGACAACUCUUUGGGGUUUCCCUCACAGAUAUCUGUGAUAAGGACAACUUGCCCUUCCCAAUACUGGAUAUGCUUUCCGUGAUCAAUCAGAAAGGACCACUCCUGGAAGGCAUCUUCAGAAAACCAGCCUGUAUAAAUUCAUGCAGAAACCUAAAAGAGAAACUAAAUUCUGGGGACAGAGUUAACUGUUACAGCAAAUCUGUUCAUGUGGUAGCAUGUGUUUUAAAGGAUUUUCUUGAAAAUAUCGAAGGAAGUUUACUUUCAUCCAAACUCUAUGAAAAAUGGCUUGGUGUUCUUAACGAAGUGACUGAGAAGGAAAAAAUAAAUGCAGCCCAGAGGCUUCUAACACAGCUGCCAAAAGCGAAUGUUGUUCUCUUGCGAUACCUUUUCGGUGUGUUAUACAACAUUGAGCAACAAUCCUCAUCCAAUCAGAUGACAGCUUAUGAUUUAUCAGUGUGUAUAGCCCCAAGUAUUCUUUGUCCACUUAAUUCCUGCAGCUUGGAAUUGGAAGACAACUUCAUUAAAAAGGCUUCUCUUGUACAGUUUUUGAUCGAAAAUUGCCUCAAGAUAUUUGGAGAAGACAUCACUUCUCUCUUGGGAGAGAAUUCAAAGAGUUGUCAUAACAAUGAGAAGGCUGCAGAUUCAGUCCAGAACACCUUGAAAAGCACUUCUUUUAGAGACUCGGACUUUUGCCAGCGCAUUGGCACUUCCCAGUACAACCAGUGCACAGCUCUACUGUCUGCAAAACCAGGACAGCUCUUUGGAGUUUCCCUUACGGAUAUCUUUGAUAAGGACAUCAUGCCCUUACCAAUACUGGAUAUGCUUUCCUUUAUCAAUGAGAAAGGACCACUCACAGAAGGCAUAUUCAGAAAACCAGGUAGUAUAAAGUCAUGCGGAAUCCUAAAGAAGAAACUGAAUUCUGGAGACAGAGUGAGGCAUUACAGCAAAUCUGUUCUUGUGGUAGCAUUUGUUUUAAAGGAUUUUCUUGAAAAUAUCGAAGGAAGUUUACUUUCAUCGGACCUCUAUGAAAAAUGGCUUGGUGUUCUUGACGAAGUGACUCAGAAGGAAAAAAUAAAUGCUGCCCAGAGGCUUCUAACACAGCUGCCAAAAGUGAAUGUUGUUCUCUUGCGAUACCUUUUCGGUGUGUUAUACAACAUUGAGCAACAAUCCUCAUCCAAUCAGAUGACAGCUUAUGAUUUAUCAGUGUGUAUAGCCCCAAGUAUUCUUUGUCCACCUAAUUCCUGCAACUUGGAAUUGGAAGACAACUUCAUUAAAAAGGCUUCUCUUAUACAGUUUUUGAUUGAAAAUUGCCUCAAGAUAUUUGGAGAAGACAUCACUUCUCUCUUGGGAGAGAAUUCAAAGAGUUGUCAUAACAAUGAGAAGGCUGCAGAUUCUGACCAGAACACCAAGGAAAGCAGUGCUUUCACAAACUCGUCCUUUGGCCACUGUGCUGGCACUUGGCAGAACAACCAGUGCACAGCUGCACCGUCUGAAAAAUCAGGACAGCUCUUUGGAGUUUCCCUCACGGAUAUAUUUCAUAAGGACAACUUCCCGUUCCCAAUACUGGAUUUUCUUGAAAAUAUCGAAGGAAGUUUACUUUCAUCGGAACUCUAUGAAAAAUGGCUUGGUGUUCUUGACGAAGUGACUGAGGAGGAGAAAAUAAAUGCAGCCCAGAGGCUUCUAGCUCAGCUGCCAAAUGUGAAUGUUGUUGUCUUGCGGUACCUUUUUGGAGUGUUAUACAGCAUUGAGCAAGAAUCCUCACCCAACCAGAUAACACCUUAUGAUUUAUCAGUGUGUAUAGCCCCAAGCAUUCUUUGUCCACCUAAUUCUGGCAGCUUGGAAUUGGAAGAGAACUUCGUAAAAAAGGCUUCUCUUAUACAAUUUUUGUAUGAAAAUUGCCUCGGGAUAUUUGGAGAAGACAUCACUUCUCUCUUGGGAGAGAAUUCAAAGAGUUGUCAUAACAAUGAGAAGGCUGCAGAUUCAGGCCAGAAGACCACUAAAAGAAGUCUUUUCAGAAGGUUAGCCUUUUGGUGCUGCGGUGGUAUUUGCUGGAACAAGUGCACAGCUGAGCCUUCUGCAGAACCCAGAGAGCGCUUUGGAGUUCCCUCUCGCGGAUAUCUGUAGUAAUGACAACUUGCCCUUCCCAAUUCUGCACCUACAUGUGGACAGCAUUCUGCCAACAAGUAAAGAGAAAUCAAGUUAAGUCACAGACAGGUGCAGCUGAAAUACCAAAUCACCCAUUGCCUUUUCUAGAGUUAUAUUUACUUGUGCACAGUGGGGACUAUAUUUCCUUACAAAACAAGAGAUAGUUACAUUUGCUGUUUUGAAAUAGCAGAACUGAACCUCAAAUGCAUGAGAUCAUGAAAUCUUAGUGGGGUAUGGUACUUGAAAAGGGACAGUGGGCAAGUUGUCAGAGAAAGUGGAGAUUUGUGAGUGAUGCUGGAUGUUGGAAGGAGAUAGGAAAUUUGAAAAGUAGAUACAUCUAGAUAUCCAGGAGUAAAUGUUUUGUGAUAGUGAUAGAAUCAGAAAGAAUUAGACUGGAAGGCAUUGUGAGUUUAUUUGGUCUUAGCUAUUGCCACAAUACAGAAGCAGUUCCAUUGGUAAAAGCUUAUCAAAUGGUGGCUUACAUGAUCCUGUGUAAUUUCAGAGAAGUCCCCUCCCCCAAUCUUCCAAGAUUGUGUAUUCCACUUUUUCACUGUCAUACCCCACUUAAGUGUUUUUCUUAAUUCCAUACCAACUGUCCUUUUCAUAGGGUGAGGUCUGAGAGGGGCAGCAAUGAUCACAUCAUCCUGUAUAUGCAUUUCUCUUUAACUUCAUUAAAGCUCUUGGGAAAGAUGUUAUUUCACCUGUGAUUGAAUCUACUUCUGAAAGGGAUGAGAUUAUAAAGUCUACCUACACUAUUUUACAGAUUAAGUGAAAGAGUUUCAAAGAUGAUGAGACUCACCCAAGGUGAAAUGGCCCACAUGGGAAAUCCAAAGCCAGAAGAACAAUCUUGUCUCCUAAUUAAGUGUUCUUACUUUGUAUAUGACAUAUAAGUGGCUAUUUCAUGAGUAUAUUAAUAUCAGAUGUACAUAACAGAAUAUAAGUUUUUUUCCUGCUCAUAAGAUUGAGGUAGCAUAGUAAAUAAUAGGUGUCUGGCCAAAGAAAGGAAAUUAUUUUGUGAGUCAUUGAAAAUUAAGCAGAAGAAAUAAAAGAAAUAUAUGAGGACAAAUUCCCUUUAGCCCUUAAAUGCAUUGGGUUGUUUUAGCCUCCUUUAAGAAAUGUUUUAUCCAGGAAAAUUGAAAGCUAUAUAGAUGAACUCAUUCUAUUUCACUCCUGAGUUCACUAUGCCAGUUCUUCUCAUGGUUCUAGUUCUAGACUGGCUCUAGGAUUUGGUAAGUGUGAGCUUUACAAUUGUUUAUCAUCGCUUAGUCUCAAUUCCCCCAUCGGUAAAAUGUGCACAGCUUGGAGGUGUUCUUCUGGGAGAUGGACCCAGAUUUUUUUGGAUUUUUUAAUCCAGAAUUACUCUUUUAGGUAGGUGCUAUUGAUCCUAUUUUGUAGAUAAGGUAAUAAAUGAAGUUAAGAUAACCUUUCCUGAGGAUACAUUGCUAAUAAGUUGUAUACCAGAAUCCCAAGUCAGGUCUGUCUGAUUCCAAGGCAGAGUCUCUCCACCCAGUGUACUUGGAAAUGCACUUGACAUUUUCAUCCAUCUCUCAGAAGGUGAAAAUCUGAUAAAGUACGUGAUAUUUUUAGAAAAUUGCCAAGUGCUAUAUUGAUGUGAGGUAUUGUUGUUUCUUUUAUGUGUUCUUAGCCACUUAUUGGAAAAUAGCAGUACGAUCCAAGGCAUAAAUAAGUUUUAUAUUUUCUGCUUUAUGGAUGAGGAAAUUGAGGCCCAUGGGAUAAGGAAGGAUAUCUACAUAGGCAGAAAGUAGCAGAGUAGUGUCAGUUCCUAGUCUAUUUCUAAAGCCCAUCAUCCAGUCUCUCUCCUUAUUCCUCUCUAGACCUGAGUUUUUAUUCUGGCAUAGGGGCUGAUUCCAUCACUAUGUACUGAUCCUGUGUUGGAACUUCCCAAUCAGCUAAGACACUCUAGCAAGGUAAGAGUAGGUUACUAGUAUGGAAAGAGGUAAUGACAUUGACGAUAGUAUUUUUUAAAGACUAUAUGCAUACAGGUAAUCAUUCAAACUUCAUGACAGUUGGAUAUAACACUAUAUGGUGGCCCUUCCAUACUUUAUGAAUUCAGAAACGGUCAUCGUGGUGCAUUAGGAUUUUGGCAGAGCACCCGCCUCAAGAGAAUACUCUGUAGCAGCUCUACCAUAAGGCACUAUCUCCAAUUUUCCUGUUGAAUCAUUCCAGCCAGGUUACUUACUACAUUUUUCUGGGCUUGUUCAUCUUCAUUUCCUAAGUUUGUUAAAAAAAAACCCUAACAAUUAGGAUAUUCAGAGAAGCUCUUGUAUGUGUAAAUUUGCCUGUAAAUCUGAAUUUACAGAUGUAUGAGAAGUAUGAGAUGUUACUACCAAAAUGAUGAAUCUAAUAAAACUGUAAGCCACCAUGAUUUUUUUGUGUCAUUCAGAGAAACAGAUCAACAUUCUCCUGUACUUUACUUAUUUGAAUAGAUUAUCAGUCCAAAGGAAGAGCUUUGCAAGUAGUUUGUUACUAAAAUGAUUUAUUUUUUGGUUGGGAAUUAUAAAUGACUCUGUGUAGAUUUGUUGAAGAAUAGUAGUUAAUUUUAAAAAUGGCUGAAUUUGGGUUAUCCGGGUGGCUCAUUUGGUUAAGCUUCUGCCUUCAACUCAGGUCAAGAUCCCAAGGUCCUGGGAUCAAACAACACAUGAGUUCUCUGCUC
Molecule: messenger RNA, 5338 nt
Organism: Canis lupus familiaris (dog)
Lineage: Eukaryota; Metazoa; Chordata; Mammalia; Carnivora; Canidae
Exons: 20
Coding region: 4-2643 (879 amino acids)
Biological process (GO): signal transduction; regulation of Rho protein signal transduction
Molecular function (GO): GTPase activator activity
Source: RefSeq, a predicted model, not a curated record